CCAUGGCGAUGACUGGUCAGACGCCCUGUUCAACAAUGAGCAACCACACUAAAGAGCGGGUCACACUGGCCAAAGUGACCCUGGAGAACUUUUACAGCAAUCUGAUCUCCCAGCAUGAGGAGAGGGAGAUGAGGCAGCAAAAAUUGGAGAAGGUGAUGGAUCAGGAGGGACUAGCUGAUGAAGAGAAACGGAUACGGCGUUCACAGCAUGCAAGGAAGGAAACAGAAUUUUUAAGGCUUAAGCGUACCCGGCUCGGGCUGGAGGACUUUGAGUCGCUCAAGGUGAUCGGUCGUGGUGCAUUUGGGGAGGUUCGUCUGGUCCAGAAGAAAGACACAGGCCAUGUGUAUGCCAUGAAGAUCUUGCGCAAGGCUGACAUGCUGGAGAAAGAACAGGUUGGCCACAUACGGGCAGAGAGGGACAUUCUGGUGGAGGCAGACAGUCUCUGGGUUGUUAAAAUGUUCUACAGCUUUCAGGACAAGAUGAACCUCUACCUCAUUAUGGAGUUUCUGCCUGGAGGAGACAUGAUGACUCUGCUGAUGAAGAAGGACACUUUGACUGAGGAAGCUACACAGUUUUAUAUUGCAGAGACUGUACUAGCCAUCGACUCAAUCCACCAGCUAGGUUUCAUCCACAGAGACAUCAAACCUGAUAACCUGCUACUGGAUUCAAAGGGCCAUGUGAAGCUGUCCGAUUUUGGUUUGUGUACGGGACUGAAGAAAGCUCACAGGACCGAGUUUUACAGGAACCUUAACCACAGCCUGCCCAGUGACUUCACAUUCCAGAACAUGAACUCAAAAAGAAAAGCAGAGACGUGGAAAAGAAACAGGAGACAGCUGGCGUUUUCUACUGUUGGAACACCUGACUACAUUGCCCCGGAAGUGUUUUUGCAAAACGGAUACAAUAAACUCUGUGACUGGUGGAGCCUUGGUGUCAUCAUGUAUGAGAUGCUUAUAGGCUACCCUCCUUUCUGUUCAGAAACCCCCCAGGAGACAUACAGAAAGGUGAUGAACUGGAGGGAAACGCUGACUUUUCCCCCGGAGGUUCCCAUUUCAGAGAAAGCCAAGGAUCUCAUUCUCAGGUUCUGCUGUGAAAGUGAAAACAGAAUUGGGGCCAAUAGUGUUGAAGAGAUCAAGACCAAUCCAUUCUUUGAAGGAGUGGAUUACGACCAUAUCAGGGAGAGACCUGCUGCCAUUCCUAUCGAGAUUAAAAGCAUCGACGACACCUCAAACUUUGACGAGUUCCCAGAGUCAGACAUCCUUCAACCAACAACUUCGGUCUCCAACCACAGUGAGGCAGAUCUAAAGAGCAAGGACUGGGUCUUCAUUAACUACACAUACAAGCGUUUUGAGGGCUUGACAGCCCGAGGAGCCAUUCCAUCAUAUAUGAAAUUAGGGAAACGAUAAACUCUUUUCUUUUACAAUUGCUUUUCUUUGUUAAGAAUUUAAUGUCAUCCUUGUUUGACACCGCCCUUUCCUGGCGUGCCCACACUGUGGUGAGUAGUUCCCCUUUCCAGCACUUCCAGCUCUUUGUUUUUUAGCUUUUAAAUAGAAGCUGCUGAAAUGAUUCAUAGCCUGCUUUUGGGCUAAGAAUGUAGAUUUUGGUUGUGUUUUCUUAUAUCAGAGAUGCUGAUGUUCAUGUGGGCUGUUUGUUUUUUUUCUUCUUCUUUCUUUUUUCUAGAGCUUGACCUGUUUAAACCAGGGAUUGUUUUUAGCUGAUGUAAUAUAUUCUUUAAAAAACAUUUAAAGAGUGAUGCUUAAUUUCCAUUUUUACCUGCUAUUUUAAUAGAAUCUAGACACUUGCCAUUACAUGCUUUAUAGUUUUGGCAAUGGCAUGAUUAAAGGGACUUUUUAUGCAAACUGUGUUCUUUAAAAGCCUGGAAUCAUGUUUACCAGGAAGAGUUAUUGCCUUACAUUCAGAUACUGCACAUAUGUCCCGAUAAUCAGUUUUUAUACCAGCAAAAUCUCUGUCAGUGCUGCGAACUGAACCGAACGUUACGUUUUACAUUUCCAUAAUACACCAGCUCGAGAUGAUGACCAAGUGAACCUUUGUGGACCAGCAUAACCAUAAAACCUUUAAUUAUAGUUACAAUACUGCAUAUUUUAAUGCACUACAUUUAAAUAAUCUGCUUCCUAAAAGGGCUUAGUGCUUUUUUUUAUAUAUAUAUAAUUUCAUUUGAAAACAAACCCAUGUAGCCUUUAGCAGAAGUAAAAUGUGCUGGUAUUGCUGACGACAUACUUAAGUCUUCCAUGUUAAUGCUGAGCUAAAAAGCAUGCUUUAGUAACAGAGCAAUAUUUUACCAAAGACUUGAU
This is a messenger RNA of Trichomycterus rosablanca, 2309 nucleotides long. RefSeq names its product serine/threonine kinase 38a (gene stk38a). The record is from RefSeq and is a predicted model, not a curated record. The transcript has 13 exons. Bases 3 to 1403 code for a protein of 466 amino acids. Gene Ontology annotation, biological process: peptidyl-serine phosphorylation; intracellular signal transduction. Gene Ontology annotation, molecular function: ATP binding; protein serine/threonine kinase activity. Lineage: Eukaryota; Metazoa; Chordata; Actinopteri; Siluriformes; Trichomycteridae.